GUCAUGUCAACAAAGUGGUUUAAAUCGAUAAACACGAGAAAUUAAAGCUUUAUUUCAUUAUGAAAUCAUUACAAGUGCAUGUUACUUAAUUAAUUUUAUCGCAAUGCGGCAAGUUUUUAAGAAGAAAGUAUUAUACUCUGGUGUGGUAGUUAUAGUUUUGAUUGUAUUCCUGCAUCCAGAUAUGUGUGGUCAUCGGACGUACAAAUAUAUAGAAAAGGACGAUAUAUUAGAUAAUUUGUAUUACGGGACUGCAGAUAAUUUUAGUAGUAAUGCGUUAAGUGACUGCGAGUACCGUGAUAUAUUGUUUGACGAGACUACGUUGUCGCCGGGCAUCAAGGAUGGGGAUUUGGUCGAGGGUGAUCGGAUUAAGGAAGGAGGGGAGUACGCACCGCUUGAUUGCAAACCUAAGUUCAGUACCGCGAUCGUGAUACCUUAUAGAGACAGAGCUGAACAACUGCGAGGAUUCCUCAUCUACAUGCACAUGUUCCUGAGACGUCAGCUGAUCCAUUACCGCAUCUUUGUGGUAGAACAGGUGGACUCUCGGCCCUUCAACCGAGCAAAGCUGAUGAACGUAGGCGCGGUGGUCGCCGCCCGCGCCGGCUUCCCUUGCCUCGUCCUACAUGACGUCGAUCUAUUACCGCUACGACCGGCGAAUAUUUAUGCCUGCACUAAAAACCCCAGGCAUCUGUCCUCGAGUAUCGACACGUUUAGAUUCGUCCUACCAUACCUUGGCCUUUUCGGUGGCGCCAUAGCGAUAACAACCAAACAGUACUUAGAGAUAAACGGCAUGAGCAACCAGUACUACGGCUGGGGCGGGGAGGACGACGACCUGUAUAUACGUCUGGAGGCGCACGGGUUGAAACGGUGCCGGUUCGAACCCGGGACCAGUCGGUACCACAUGCUGUCGCACCGCCACGAGCCCCGGACUAAUACUCAGAAGGUAACCAAGUUAUUAAAAAACGCAAAAGACAGACUAAAAGAGGACGGGCUGAACUCCCUCCAGUAUACAGAAGUAGCAACAGUACUCCACCCUCUAUUUACUCAUAUCAUGGUUGAUCUUUAGCAAACCUCUUACAAAUAGUAUUUUAGACACUCAGUGCUUGGUUUAUAAAAAUUAACUAAAUAUGCCACUAUAGUGACCUACUCUAGUAUUAAGACUAACUACCUAUAGUUGUAAUAAGCAAAGGUUCAUUGAUUAUAUUACACGUGUAAAGUCUAAGACAAAUAUUGUGCUUCGAAUUUGGCAGAUUCGGUUUCAGGCUUCAUACAGGCGCAGGCACCACUGGAGUGUGAUUUCUUUGUAAAAUGUUGUAAUAGCUUCAUUAUUAUAUCAAAAUCGAUUUGGUAAUGACAUUCAAAUUUCGAACAUCUAAAAAAAGCAAUUUGAUUUGACCCCUAUUCUAAUAUCAGUCGAGACGACGAUUUAUUGGAAAUGAAAUGUCAAUUGCAUACAAUUUUGACAAAUCUCACAUGUUAGUUGGUAUCGAACGAUAUGGCAAUCGACCCCAUUCUGGUUUGUCUCUGAAUAAAAAAA
Molecule: messenger RNA, 1534 nt
Organism: Cydia strobilella
Lineage: Eukaryota; Metazoa; Arthropoda; Insecta; Lepidoptera; Tortricidae
Product: beta-1,4-galactosyltransferase 2
Exons: 5
Coding region: 104-1063 (319 amino acids)
Biological process (GO): carbohydrate metabolic process; glycosphingolipid biosynthetic process
Cellular component (GO): Golgi apparatus
Molecular function (GO): galactosyltransferase activity; N-acetyl-beta-glucosaminyl-derivative 4-beta-N-acetylgalactosaminyltransferase activity
Source: RefSeq, a predicted model, not a curated record